Gymnodraco acuticeps is the source of this 1792-nucleotide messenger RNA. It is a transcript of the gene get4, whose product is annotated as guided entry of tail-anchored proteins factor 4. Gene Ontology annotation, biological process: protein insertion into ER membrane. NCBI's taxonomy places the organism in Eukaryota, Metazoa, Chordata, Actinopteri, Perciformes, Bathydraconidae. Gene Ontology annotation, cellular component: cytosol; BAT3 complex. The record is from RefSeq and is a predicted model, not a curated record. Gene Ontology annotation, molecular function: protein binding. The transcript has 9 exons. The coding region runs from base 48 to 1019 and encodes 323 amino acids.
UUUAUUAAAGGCUUUUCCGCUUCCCCACACUGUCAACAUUUGCAGCGAUGUCGGAGCCGGAGUCUCUGCGGGGCUCCAGUGCCAGAAACCGUGGAGGAGUACAGAGGGUGGAAGGAAAACUGAGAGCCAGCGUAGAAAAGGGGGAUUACUAUGAAGCACACCAGAUGUACAGGACUUUAUUUUUUAGGUACAUGUCACAGGCAAAACAUGCUGAGGCCAGGGAGCUGAUGUACAAUGGAGCUCUACUCUUCUUCAGCCAUAACCAGCAAAACAGCGCAGCAGACCUCUCCAUGCUGGUGCUCGAGGUGUUUGAGAAAUCUGAGGUAAAAGUUGAAGAUGAACUAUUAGAAUGCCUGGCGAAGCUGUUCAGCCGGAUGGAGCCGAACUCUCCGGAGAGGGUAGCGUUUGUGUCCAGAGCCUUGAAAUGGUCCACAGGAGGGCCCGGCAAACUGGGACACCCAAAACUACACCAGCUGCUGGCUGUCACCCUGUGGAAAGAACAAAACUACAGUGAGUCUCGUUACCACUUCCUGCACUCGACUGACGGUGAGGGCUGCGCACAGAUGCUGGUCGAGUAUUCAGCGUCACGAGGCUUCCGCAGCGAGGUCGACAUGUUUGUGGCGCAGGCCGUCCUACAGUUCCUCUGCUUAAAGAACAAAAGUGGUGCUUCCGUGGUGUUCAGCACAUACACAGAGAAACACCCGUCCAUAGAGAAGGGCCCUCCCUUCGUCCAGCCCCUACUAAACUUUAUCUGGUUUCUGCUGCUGGCAGUGGAUGGGGGUAAAUUAACAGUUUUCACAGUGUUAUGUGAGCAAUAUCAACCUUCCCUGAAGAGGGACCCCAUGUAUAAUGAGUAUCUCGACAGAAUAGGACAGGUUUUCUUUGGCGUUCCUCCCAAACAGUCCCCAUCAUACGGAGGACUGCUAGGAAACCUGCUGAACAGCCUGAUGGGGUCGGGGGAGGAGGAGGACGGAGCGGAGGAGGCGCAGGAGGACAGCAGCCCCAUCGAGCUGGACUGAUCCUGCACCCAUACAAAGAGAACAAACGAACACACACACACACACACACACACACACAGAAAGAGGAACGCCGCCUCCUUCCUUCACCUCUACCUCGAGGGCGCCGGUUUCCAGAGGCGGGCUGAUUCCAAAAAAAAACCUCCCCCCCCCCCCCCCCCCCCCCCAUCCAGUCUUAAAACCAGACGGACUGCGCCAAACUGCAAACUCUUCCCCUGCUCAAUUAUUCUAAGAUUAUAUUAUUUAACCAUUAAUUUUGUUGUUGGUUUGGGACUGUGUGUUUAGGGUGUUUUGAUUUUUAAUGAUAACAAACUUCCCGUUUCUCCGGGGAGAUGGGAAUGACCCGAGGAGAUAAUUAUAAAAGGGUUUAGUAAACUCACUACAGUUCUUAUUCAACACAGCUCGGUGUUGCUGCCGUCUUUCAGCACCUUUUGUUCCGUUAAAACGUUUAGUAGUUUAUACUCAAUGUAGUCAAUACCAUCUUUGUUUCACAUCUUUUUGCAACCAUGGACACAACAACGCUAUUGUAAGAGGUCAUCUUCCAAAACAAACACUUUCUGCUCUUCUUAUACUAUUUGUAUUUAAGUGAGUAACUGCAAGCAUACAGCUGUUUAGCUCCCUCUUCUCACUGCACUCGCUGACCUGCGAGAGGAAUCAUGUGGAAACAAAUCUAACUGUCUUUUAUUUUUGAAUGAAAAACUGUCUGAGGCACUGAGUGUGUGUUUGGCUCUCUGUCUACAUGUCGCUGUGAAAAAUAAAAAGCUGGGGUUACCUAC